Messenger RNA from Harmonia axyridis, 1611 nucleotides. RefSeq lists its product as uncharacterized. Lineage: Eukaryota; Metazoa; Arthropoda; Insecta; Coleoptera; Coccinellidae. The record is from RefSeq and is a predicted model, not a curated record. The transcript has 5 exons. Bases 571 to 1206 code for a protein of 211 amino acids.
CAAUUUAAAGUCAUUUCUCGUCUCAGACGUCAGAUGACCUGUUUUGUACGUACUAUUGACGUUAUGAUUUAGGACGUUGUUAUGACGUGAAACUUUGAUGUGAUAAUGACGUCUUUUUGAAGUCGUAAAAACUGCAUAAUAUUUAUAAAAAUGUUAUUAAUAUUUACAAAUGUAAAAAAACCAGAAAGUUCAUAGCGAUGUUCUCAUUCUGUAAUACAUAUAAUUCACGUUAUUCGAAAUAUUCAUUCAUAAACACCCCCUUAUAAAUCUAUUCGACUUUUUAUUACACAUCACGGAGGUUAGGAAUGCUUUUUCUGAUGGAAUAAUGCGAUGUGUUACAUGUUAUUAAAAGUGCGAUAUGUUAUUAUGAUAUAUAUGGAGCUCUUGAAAAAUUGCUAAUAUUUUAUGUAAAUUUAAAACUCGCGCCAACAAAUUGCUUGCAGCGCAGGCGUUAACUUUCGACUAAGCCCGGGAAAUCGUCGCGUCCGCGUCGUACCCAGAGACUCUCUCUGUCCAUAGUGUCGUACCAUUCGUAGAUUCGUACGUGGUGAUACGUUAAAAUACGUUAAAAUGGCGUUCUGUAUCGUGGAAUUUCGUGAUAAUGAAAAUGACGCCAAUUCAGUGGCGGCAAUACAUAGUUCGUGGCUUACACCACUGAAAAGAGAAGCUUUCUGGCCGCCUUUUAAAGAGCAACACCGGUUUGAUAAAGCCUUGCGAUCUGGCGAAAGUGUAGACACGAGUAGGUGGCAGUUAUGCUCAGUAUCGCGAAUUUUUUAUACAACUGAUGAUCUGCUCAAAGCAAGGCAAAAGUUAAAAGUAGCAGAAUUAUCUUCCAAUUUAGAAAGUGAUGAAUUGGAUGGGGAAGAUUUUAGUCGAUCGAAAAGAAGAAAGAAAGUUGCAAAAAAACUUUAUGUUAGUUCUGAUGACGAAAGUGGUCAAUCAGAAGAUAAUGAAAAUACUUUAACAAGGCCUCCAGCCAUCAAAAGCAAGAAGGUGUUCAACAAGAAAAUACAAGAUUCUGAACUAUUCCCAGUAUCACAAUUUCCUAAUGAAUAUACUCAGUUAUCGCAAGCAUCACUAGGACGUCAAUCAUUGCACCAGAGUUCUAGUACGUUGUUGAAGUCGCCCAAUUCUUCUGCACCAUCUCUUGGAAGCAGAGUGGAUUGCAUCUCUACACCGGUUUUUGAACAGUACACCUUCAGCUAGCCAUUUAAGUGUGACAGACAAGCUUAUAAAAUUAGUGUCGCAUGUUAAGCAACAGAAUUAUCACAUAUUAGCAUGGAUUGCUAAACAAAAUAUCAACACCACAAGUGUUAUGACCCCUGAUGACCUCCCUUUUUCAUUUCCACUUGAAAGUUUUGAUGAGCUGAAUGAAUUUGAUGAGUAUAUAAGGAAUAAUAUUGACAAGUUCAAAGCAUUGGAAUCAUACUUAUCGACAUUAGGGGGAAAUAGCAUUACUUCUAUAACAAAUCGAAUCAUUAAACAUCUUUUAUCAGAUGUUUUAACAGUUGAGUUCAAUUAUUUUGGACAGAGAUCUCUUAAAAGGCCAUUUUGUGACUUGACGUUGAAAAAUUUGAUAGUGGGUAAGAAAUUUCUCAUCUUGCACUUGAA